Messenger RNA from Malaya genurostris, 1525 nucleotides. RefSeq names its product zinc finger protein OZF-like. Gene Ontology annotation, cellular component: nucleus. Gene Ontology annotation, molecular function: DNA-binding transcription factor activity, RNA polymerase II-specific; RNA polymerase II transcription regulatory region sequence-specific DNA binding. Lineage: Eukaryota; Metazoa; Arthropoda; Insecta; Diptera; Culicidae. Gene Ontology annotation, biological process: regulation of transcription by RNA polymerase II. The coding region runs from base 17 to 1402 and encodes 461 amino acids. The transcript has 2 exons. The record is from RefSeq and is a predicted model, not a curated record.
GCAAGGUUUUUGGUUGAUGCAACGACAUGACCCAAAGGUUUUGAUGGUUUUGGAAGUUUUAUAUUUUAAAAGCCUUCGCGUUCUUCUCAGAAAUAUUAAGUCUGACCUGGAACUAAACGUCAUACCGAAGGAACAGUCAAGUGAAGGGUUGGGGAAGAAACGUUGGAAUUGGGAAAGAACCACACUAGCAAAAGACUACAAAUGUCACAUUUGUGGCAAACAAUUAACUAACAAGAGCACACUCAACAAACACGUCUUAUUACAUGAAAGCAAGCGGCCAUUUAGUUGUGAUAUUUGCGGGAAAGCUUAUGUUUUUAGGAGUCACCUAGUUAGACAUAUACCUGUCCAUACCGGGGAAAAACCGUUCACCUGUGAAAUAUGUGGCAAAGGAUUUAGAAAUACAGAAAAAAUGAAGCUGCACCGCAAUGUUCAUAGCGGUGAGGGAUCGUACAAAUGCACAGUUUGUGAAAAAUGUUUUACCACUAAAAAAGAACUAAGCACACACAUGUCUUCACACACCGGUCAGUAUAAGCAUAGUUGUGAUGUGUGUGGCAAAGGGUUCGUGCAAAGAUCACAUUGGAAAGACCACAAAAACAUUCAUACUGGUGAACGGCCCUACAAAUGCACGGUAUGCGAAAAAGAUUUUGCCACAAAGCGUAUCCUGAUACGACACAAAUCGAUUCAUACGGGCAUUCGGUAUAAGUGUGAAGUGUGUGACAAAGAAUACAGCACAAAAUUUUACUUGACAUGGCACAAACGGAUUCAUACAACUGAACAAUCAAUUGAUUCGCUUCUGAUCGAUCCAACAGACCAUGAAACUCAUGCUAACCAAAGCAAUGCAACAGACGAAUGCAUUAAAAUUAAUCCUAGUGAUAUGAAAUCCGACCAGGUACGGGAUGUUGUUCCAAAGAAGAAGGACUUAUCAGCUUACUCAGCGGCAUUUUCCACUCAAACAAGCGAUAGUUCAAAUCAACACAAAUGUCAGAUUUGUGACAAACAAUUCGCAAACAAGAGCGAUCUCUACAAGCACCACCACAAUAUUCAUACUGGUGAGCGAUCGUACAAAUGCACCGAAUGUGGAAAAGAUUUUCGCUUUCUAUCGAAUCGCAACCGACAUAUGCUUAUUCACAGUGGCGAGCGGCCGUAUGAAUGCGUUAUAUGCGAAAGAAGUUUUGUUACUAAAGCUGAAUUAAGCAUACACAUGCAAACACACACCGGUGACUAUAAGUAUAACUGUGAUGUGUGUGGCAAAGGAUUCGUGCAAAGAUCGCAUUUGAAAGAGCACGAAAACAUUCAUACAGGCGUACGGUCAUUUCAAUGCAGUGUAUGCGGGAAAGAUUUCACCGCUAAACGUAACCUGAUUCGACACAUCCAUUCACACGAGCAGUCGAAAUAUGUGUGAAGUGUGUGGCAAACGGUGCAGUUCGAAAUUGAACUUGCAAUUUACGACCUAACAGACCAGCCAAUAGCAUGGUUUUUCCAACCAUUGAACUUCCAUGCUAUUUUUCUGAAAUAAAUGUUUAUU